Messenger RNA from Fusarium tjaetaba, 621 nucleotides. RefSeq lists its product as uncharacterized. NCBI's taxonomy places the organism in Eukaryota, Fungi, Ascomycota, Sordariomycetes, Hypocreales, Nectriaceae. The transcript has 2 exons. The record is from RefSeq and is a predicted model, not a curated record. Bases 1 to 621 code for a protein of 206 amino acids.
AUGGUCCGCUCUACCCUCCUCAAGAUCGUGGCCCUUACCGGGUUCCUUGCCGGAGCCGAGGCCGGCCUUUGUCGACCAUCAACAACGGCCGUGACAAGCGCUGCCGUUACCACGACUACCCUCGCAGCAACCACCACCACUGCUGUGCCAGGCUGCGUUGAAACCCAGUUGCUUGUUAACCCGGGUUUUGAUGACUAUCUCAGCAGCUAUGCACCCUGGACCGGCAACGCUAUGAUCACCAAUCGGGAAACUCAAGCUGGAACUACGGCUCUGACCAUGUUCUACAACGCUGGUCAGAGCCAGGGGAGAGAAUACAUCAAGCAGACCCUAACGAACCUGAACGGCGCCUACGAAUUCUCCUACUAUUACCGGGUUGUUGUUGCCAGGGUUGGUAUGACCACUGCAUGUGAUCUCCAGGUCAAGAUCGGGGAGGAUACGACCGUUCCCUUGAACAUAGGCUUGGUCACUGGUGAUUGGACGUCAGGUAGCGUGUCUUGGUCUACUUUAGGUCAGACUGUCGCGCAAGCAGAUGUAGAGGUUGCCAUUACCUGUAGAGGAGACUGGGACACAAUCCAGAUCGAUCUCGACAGCUUUGCAUUCACGAGCGUUUGCAGCGCGUAA